Messenger RNA from Bombina bombina (fire-bellied toad), 19963 nucleotides. It is a transcript of the gene SCRIB, whose product is annotated as scribble planar cell polarity protein. Bases 325 to 6021 code for a protein of 1898 amino acids. The transcript has 46 exons. Gene Ontology annotation, cellular component: postsynaptic density; postsynaptic membrane; adherens junction. Gene Ontology annotation, biological process: neurotransmitter receptor transport, endosome to postsynaptic membrane; neurotransmitter receptor transport postsynaptic membrane to endosome. Gene Ontology annotation, molecular function: protein binding. The record is from RefSeq and is a predicted model, not a curated record. Lineage: Eukaryota; Metazoa; Chordata; Amphibia; Anura; Bombinatoridae.
UGUAGUCAAUUUCUCCCCGACCUACCUUGAGAUCCGGCUCCUAGGACUCUGUUUCCCAGCAUGCGUUGCUUUGGGCCUCGUCCCGGACUAGUCUGUGCCUCUGGAGUCCCGCGGGUUGGGAUCUGAACUGCGGCUAGAGCUUGAGGAGAGCAGCCGGACGGGGCCUGGAGAGUCUGAGGAGAACAGCUGGCCGGGACUUGGAUAGCACAAGGAGUUCAGCCGGCUAGGGCUAGCGAAGCUGGAUGAGAGACGGAAACACAGUGACAGAGGGAGGCCUGUGGCUUUCUCCCCUCUGGUGGAACCUUGCCCAGCUGGCACCUCACCAUGCUAAAGUGCAUCCCCUUGUGGCGCUGUAACCGCCAUGUGGAGUCAGUUGACAAAAGACACUGCUCCCUGCAGACCGUGCCUGAGGAAAUUUACCGCUACAGCCGCAGCCUGGAGGAGUUGCUUCUGGAUGCCAAUCAGUUACGAGAACUUCCAAAGCCAUUUUUUAGAUUGCUAAACCUGAGGAAAUUGGGCCUAAGUGACAAUGAGAUCCAGAGGUUACCUCCAGAGGUAGCCAAUUUCAUGCAGCUGGUGGAGCUGGAUAUAUCCCGCAAUGAUAUUCCAGAAAUCCCGGAAAGCAUCAAAUUCUGCAAGUCUCUGGAGAUAGCCGACUUCAGCGGGAAUCCCCUGUCUAGACUUCCUGAUGGAUUUACCCAGCUGCGCAGCCUGGCACAUCUGGCACUUAAUGAUGUCUCCCUGCAGACCCUGCCCAGUGACAUUGGGAAUCUGGCAAAUCUGGUAACGCUGGAGUUACGAGAGAACCUCCUGAAAUCUGUUCCUUCGUCUCUGUCAUUUCUUGUUAAGUUGGAGCAACUUGAUCUGGGAAGCAAUGACCUACAGCUUCUGCCGGACACAUUGGGAGCUUUACCCAACCUACGGGAGCUGUGGCUGGACCGGAACCAACUGUCUGCGCUGCCUCCGGAGCUGGGAAACCUCCGUCGUCUGGUUUGUCUUGAUGUGUCUGAGAACAAACUGGAGCAGCUGCCCACGGAGAUCAGUGGCCUUGUGUCCCUCACGGAUCUGCUGCUGUCUCAGAACCUGCUCAGCGCUCUCCCCCCCAGUUCAGGUCAGCUUAAGCAGUUGUCUAUUUUAAAGGUAGAUCAGAACCGCCUCACCCAGCUCACAGAAUCAGUUGGUGACUGCGAGAACCUGAGCGAGAUUAUACUAACUGAGAACCUGCUGACGAGUCUCCCUAAGUCCAUAGGAAAUCUGACCAAGCUGACGAAUCUGAACGCUGACCGGAAUCGGCUCUUGUCUCUGCCCAACGAGAUCGGAGGCUGUUCCAACCUUAAUGUGCUGUCCUUGCGCGAUAAUCAGCUGUGCUCCCUCCCCCCUGAACUUGCCAAUGCUACUGAACUUCAUGUGCUGGACGUGGCGGGUAACAGGCUGCUGAACCUCCCUUUUGCUCUGACAAACCUCAAUCUGAAGGCGCUGUGGCUGGCUGAGAACCAAUCCCAACCAAUGCUCAAAUUCCAGACUGAAGAUGACGAGAAAACUGGAUCCAAAGUGCUGACCUGCUACCUCCUGCCUCAGCAGCCCUCUCUCAGCUUAGAGAAUCUGCUUCAGAACAGCGCUGAUGACAGCUGGACCGAUGGGAACCUCAAUCGUGUCAGCGUCAUACAAUUUCAAGAGGAGCCCAAAAAUGAGGAAGAGGAUGAUGAGGCUGCAGCAGAAAGAAGGGGACUGCAGCGACGAGCCACUCCACAUCCCAGCGAACUGAAGGUUAUGAAGAAAGGGAUUGAGGUGCGGAGAAAUGAGAUGUGCUCCCCGAAAUCUGACCUUUCUCCUAAUGAUGAGGACAAGCGACUCAGUGGUCUGUCUAGUCAGAGUGGGGAGUCUCAGCGUAGCGGCAGCACUGUCUCAGCUGGAUACCAGGAGGAACAGCAGAACAGAGAGCUGGCGAGAGCAGCCAACCAGUUGCCUGAGGAGGAGGAGGAGGAAGAAGCAGAGGUGUACGAUGAGAUGGAGGUUGAGUACAUUGAGCCUACAGUUCACUUUGCUGAUGAGCCGGUGGUGCACUGUGAUGAAGAUGAUUAUGAUGAAGGUCGAGAGUCCCCAGUGGAGAAGCAGCGUCUUAUACGCAAGGACACUCCCCACUACAAGAAGAACUUCAAGAUUACAAAGCUGCCAAAACCAGAAGCUGUGGUGGCCCUUCUGCAGGGCCUGAGCACGGAGGGACUGCCAGAGGAAGAAGAAGGUGAAAACGAGGGCUUUGCUAGAUGCUCACAGCCACCCGAUGAGGAUCAUGAUGAAAUGGAAGAGCCAGAUAGAGAGUGGGAGUCUGAGGAGACCAGAGAGGAGAGGCUCAACGCCCAGCAGAACAUAAAGGGUGUGUCGUUUGAUCAAGUGAAUAAUCUUCUGAUUGAGCCUGCUCGGAUAGAGGAGGAAGAGCUGACUCUUACUAUCCUGCGGCAGACUGGUGGUCUUGGAAUCAGCAUUGCAGGGGGCAAAGGAUCCACCCCUUACAAGGGAGAUGAUGAGGGUAUCUUUAUAUCUCGUGUGGCUGAAGAAGGUCCAGCUGCUCGUGCAGGAGUGCGGGUCGGAGACAAGCUUCUAGAGGUGAAUGGUGUUGACUUGCACAAUGCUGAACAUCACACGGCAGUGGAAGCUCUGCGCAGCUCUGGUAGCUCAGUCUCCAUGAUUGUACUGCGAGAGAGGAUGGUGGAGCCUGAAAACCCCAUCACGGUCACUCCCUUGCGCCCGGAGGAUGAUUAUAAUCCCCGAGACAGACGCAGCGCUAUCCACUUACCAGAAGAAGAGGAGGAGGAGGAGGAAGGCUCCCUUCGUAGACCGUGCCAAAGGAUCUCUACCUGCCUCAUGAGAAAUGACAAGGGGCUUGGGUUUAGCAUUGCUGGAGGUGUAGGGAGCACACCAUACCAUACUGGGAACACUGGAAUCUUCAUCUCUCGUAUAGCAGAGGGCGGCGCAGCACACCGGGACGGGGCCCUUUGUGUAGGGGACAAGGUCAUCUCUAUCAAUGGGGUAGACAUGACAGAAGCCAGACAUGAUCAGGCAGUAGCCCUGCUUACCAGCACCUCCCCCACCAUCACUCUACUAGUGGAGAGAGAGCCCCCCCAGCCAGGGACUCAGGGAGACCCAGGAGCUUCGCCUUCCCUGCAUAGAGCCCGUCCUCGGUCACCACCACCCCCUGUGGACAGUGAAAACAUAGAGGGAGAAGAGGGGACCGGACCUUUGCAGAACCACAGCAAACAAAGAAUGGAGGAUGAAUAUCCAAUUGAGGAAAUUUUCCUUGUAAAAUCUGGGGGCCCCCUGGGUCUCAGUAUUGUGGGAGGUAGCGACCACUCCAGCCACCCGUUUGGCAUCAAUGAACCUGGAGUCUUCAUCUCCAAGGUGAUCGCCCGCGGAGUUGCUGCUCGCAGUGGCCUUCGGGUCGGUGACAGAAUCCUGGAGGCAGCAGGAGUGGAUCUCAGACAUGCCACACACCAAGAAGCUGUGAAUGCGCUACUGUCACACUCCCAGGAGCUUAGACUGCUAGUGAGGAGGGAUCCGCCUCCCCCGGGCAUGCAGGAGAUCUGUAUUGUGAAGGCCCCUGGAGAAAAACUAGGGAUAAGCAUUCGGGGUGGUGCCAAGGGCCAUGCAGGAAAUCCCUUAGAUCCCACAGACGAGGGCGUCUUUAUCUCCAAGGUUAGCUCUUCUGGGGCAGCUGCUCGUGACGGACGUCUAAAGGUCGGGAUGCGUAUCUUAGAAGUGAAUCAGCAGAGCCUGCUGGGAAUGACUCACACUGAAGCUGUGCAGGCGCUGCGCAGCAUAGGGGACACACUGCUUAUCCUUGUGUGCGAUGGAUUCGACCCUAUUGCUACUGCUUCCAUGGAGGUGUCUCCAGGGGUAGUCGCCAAUCCUUUUGCUUCUGGCAUUGGGAGAAAAAAUAGCAUGGAAAGCAUCAGCUCAAUAGACCGGGACAUGAGCCCUGAAGAAAUGGACAGAAUGCAAAAGGAGAUGGAAAUGGUUCGGGAGGCCACACAGUGGGAAAAAGAGGACAUGCAGAAAGUGGAGAGAAUGCGUAGGGAGCGGGAGGAGGCCACACGACUCCUCGAGGAGGAGGCUGAGGGUUGCAGCAAUGAGCCGCUGAAGCUGGACUACAAGACCCUGGCAGCUUUACCCAGCAGUGGUCUUCCCAAAGGGAAUCGGCUCCCUGUGGGAAUGGACACCACCUGCUUUUCUGUGGCCUCUGUCCAUCUCGGCCCUGAGAUCGUAGCCAACGGCCCAUCAAGCCUCCCUGCUGCCCCAGCCACCACUGCACUCCCAAACCUCCCUCCUUCCCCUUCGGCUGAGCCGAGGGAGUUGGAAACCCCCAUCAGUAGCACAGACACAGAGGAGGUUCUGGUGGACUCCCAGUCAAUCCUUUUCAGUGACAACCCCUUCGUGGUGGCUAACAGGAAGCGGUCAGGGGCUAAUGGAGCAAUCAUUGGGGUGCCACCCACCGGAUAUGGCAGUUCUGGGGUCCUGAAGACCACUUUGUAUUCCUCCAAAAAGAUACCAUCAGCAGACUCCUCCACUGGAGCCAAGAGGGAUGCCCCCUGCUCCCCCAGUACACCGCAGCAGGCUGUCGCACCUCGGUCCUGUCACUUGUCUGGCAGAGAGACUCGUUUUGCAUCUAUUAACUUUGUAUCUCACAACGAUAGCCGAACUACGCCCUCUCCCCUGCCUUGUGGUGGUCUUCCUGCUGAUGCUAAACAGGCUUAUAAAACCUAUGCGGCUGUCCCCUCAGCUCUCUCUGGCCAUGAGCAGCAGGAGCCCACCACUCCCAGGACCCCAGAUCUGUCAAGCACCACCCCUGAGUUCUCUCCUGGGGUCUUAGACAGUCCUGAACAGCGCUCGUUCCGUGAUAGACAGAAGUAUUUUGAAAUGGACAUGAAACAGCAACAGGUGGAGCGGCCCCCAAAACGGGUAUCCUUGGUGGGAGAGGACGACCUGCGGAAGAUGAAGGAGGAGGAAGCCCGAAAGAUACAGCUGAAACGGGAGCAGCUCCUGCGAGAAGAAGAGGAGGGCGUUGCUGCAGAUGCCAGCCCGAGAACAGCAGGACCCAGUACGCCCACCAGUGUCUUCAUUGAGGGUGUAGAAUAUAAGGUUGAGCGGUUGGAUGGUGGCAGCCUGUCAUCCUCACUUACUGGAUUGUCCCAGACUGACUCACAAAGGAAUUCUCUAGAAGACGCCUUCAGAAUUGAGCAGAGACCAAGUUCCAUGUCUGGGCUGAACCCUGUGUACCCAGGAGGCUCGGAGGUUGGAGCACCUAUACGCACUGCCAAAGCAGAAAGACGUUUGCAGGAGCGGCUGAGAGUGCAGAGCCCAGAACUAACGGAACAAGAAAUGCAACUGUCACCUGCAGAAAGGCGAGCACUGCAAGCGGAAAAGAGAGCAAUGUGGAGAGCCGCUAGCACUCUGGAGGACAGUAUUAAACAGUAUGAGCAGUCUCUGGCCAAGAAGCUCUACCAGUCCCGCCAGCUAAGGCCUCAAUCCCCAGACGACAGCAGAAUGAAGUCCUUGGAGCAGGAUGCUUUGAAGGCUCAGGUGGUGAUCGCUCGAUCCAAAGAGGGUAGGAAGCGCAGCACCCUGGACCAGCUUGCAGAGUCCCCGUCACCUGCACCCACUCCAUCACCCACGCCUUUAGAAGAUUACAGCCCUCGGCUCCUGACAUCCCCUGGGAGAUUGUCUCACUCAGACAAGAAGUUUGACUACAGAGAGUUUGCUGCUAUUCCGUCUUCCAAACCCGUGUAUGACAUACAGUCCCCAGAGCCAUCUCCGGGCCUGAAGUACUCUGUGGACAGCAGAACAUCAGCCCCCUGUAAUCUAGAGGAAGAGAUUCCACAACAAGAGGAGUUAGAGGAAACAGAAGAUCAGGAGCCAGACCAUAUCCCCACAUCCAACACAUCAGCACUGGAAGAAAUGGCCAAUUACAGCAACAAAAGGAAACUUCGACACACUCGGAGAAGUCUGGAGACUGCAGUCCCCACAUAGAUGCUUCUGAGCACCCUACUGGCACUGUGAAUACUUACUACACACAGACUUUUCACAAAAGGAGAGAAGGGGCCAUCCCUUCCUUGGAGCUCUGAGAUGAGCCAGACCAGGCACUGACUACUCAAUCAGAGACACUGCAACCCUGAUAACUCAGUGUUCCUGGAAUUGCUGCUUGGUGGCGGGAAUUGUACUGAUUAGAGCUUCUGGUGCCAGGUGUUUAGCUGCUUAUUACUCUGAUGAUUGGUGGCAGAUUCAUGACGCCUGCAUGCUGGUUUACACCUGGAUUUCCAGCCAGUAUGCUAAACUCAACCAGCUUAAAACUUGUAGAAUUAGCCAGCCAUUUCUAACUAAGCAAACAGCUAGGAAAAUGAUAAACAUCGGUUCAUUUGGGAGCAAAAGAAGUAUGGUAUGGCGCACUCAGCCUUCUUAAUGUUGAAGUUAGGUGCUCAAGAGGACAUUAGUAAGGAAAGUUAGGUAUGGUAGCAAUGACAAACUUUUAGAGGAGAAUUUUCUGUUUGCUUUGGUUACUUGGAAGUGAAUUAUGGUUCUGAAUCUGCACAUCAUGACCUUGGAUUAUUGGUGGCAGUAGUGGGAUUUUUCUCUGAAUUGAGAAGAAACAUUGACUUACAGUCCUGUAGUUAGAUGUGCAGAAUGUUUCAAAUGAAACUAAGAAUGAGGUUGAUGGAGUUAGUUUGCUUUUUUGCAUCCAAUAGAUUUUAGAGUGGGGUGAUAAUUCGUAUAUUUUUUUCCCUGUGCCCAUUCUUCUCACUUGUAGCCCAGUAAUAUUUGAUUUUAAUUGAUCAUCUUGUAUUGCCCAGUCUAGCUUAGAUAGUUUAGUCUUCCAAUUUUAAUUGCUCCCUGUUUUUAAUUACCUAACAUGGUUAUGGUAGUAGAUGGGUAUCCAUGAAGUUGCAAUAUGAGGAACGUUAGAUAACAGGGGUGGACUCCAUUUUUGUAAUGGGGAAACAGUGGUGAAAGAAUGAUUGUUACCUGUGCUUUUUCAGGAUGUCUUUGAGGGGUGCUGAAUGGUUAUGUUCUCUGGGUCGUUUGAGAUAUGAUUGUUGAUGUCUCUUGAUUAUCAGAAUUGUGGUGGUGGGUGCAUUUGUAUAUUUAUGGAUGGGUGUGUCUAUUUAUAGUGUGUGUGUGUGUAUUAUUAGUAUGUUUGUUUCACUGGGGUGAAUGUUGAAUGGACCUCAUCUCACUGCCAUGGUCUGCCCCAUUGGCUGCUAGUGAAGUUGGCGGCCAAGGUGAUAAGUCCCUCUUUAUACAUUACUGGAAUGUGCCACUGAGCCUUUAACAUAUCAAUAGGGGUAAAGAGACAAGAUGUAUGUGUGUAACCAUGAUGUCCUUAUUAGAGUGGACCCAUUUAGAGAUCUUGUGUGAAGGACCCUCCCAUGUCUUUGGCCUAAACCAAUCAGAAUGCUAUCUGACUUUGUAGGGAAAUAACAUUUCUUUUAUGGGUUUGCUCACCACCUCAACCCCAUUAUGUUCCAUGGCGGCCUUAAUCCACCCCUGGUAUUCUCCUCACAGCACAUCUGGCAGCAAACAGAUUGUGAUCACACUACAAAACACAUUGUGAUGUAUUAUAUGUAAUUGAAAAAGGUGCAGAUAGCUUGAAAGGCUUCAUUAAAGCCUCAGCUUCUAGACAGAAGAGAAGUCUUUAUGUAACUACUAUAGUAAGAACAGUAACCCAUUCUACCAUCCAGAUAGUGUAUCCAUUUUAUUUUGGUUAUAGGGGGGUAAGCUGGUGCCCCCUUCUGCCACCUCAGAUCACUGCCAGAUCCCAUACAAAUUGCUGCCAGUACCUCUCUCAUUCAUAUCAAGUGACUUAUUUUGACAUAUCAAUUAAGUUUUAACCAAAUCCUGUUUGUUUUUUUUGUUUUUUUUAAAAAUAAUAAUUUUUAUCUUUUUGAAACAAAGAAAAAACAUGUUGUGUUUUGUUUGUGUUACAUGAGGUCUUUCCAAACUCUUCAGGCUCUUGGAAGUGAGGAGGUCCUGACUGCUCCCUAACUGUCCAGCUUGGCCUUACUUACCAGUACCACAUCUACAGCACAUGUACAGGAACCCACAAUAUGGCAGGUCAAUUAUGGGGAUACCUUAUAUACAGACCAGUAUCGCUGAUUUCCGCUUACCUCUGCAAAUCAUAAAGUGCUUUCUUGUACGCCUCCCUUGUACAGCGUCAGAUUCUGACAUCUAGCAUCCCUGCAGGCGGACACCUCUGCAAAGCCUAAAAAGCUGAGAAUGCAGCUUCAUAAAUCUAGUCCAUCGUUUAUUUUAUCAAAGGGACAGUCAAGUCCAAAAAAACUUUUAUGUUUUAAAUAGGGCAUGUAAUUUUAAACAACUUUCCAAUUUAAUUUUAUCACCAAUUUUGCUUUGUUCUUUUGGUAUUCUUAGUUAAAAGCUAAACCUAGGAAGGCUCGCCCUUGAAGGCCGCCUCUUAUUACAUGCUUUUUUUUUUGGCUUUUCACAACAGGGGAGAGCUAGUUCAUGUCAUAUAGAUACCACUGUGAUAACGCCCGUGGAUUGUGACAAACACUGCACUAAUUGGCUAAAAUGAAAGUCAAUAGAUAAUAAAUAAAAUGUCAUGUGAUUAGGGGGCUGUCAGAAGAUGCUUAGAUACAAGUUAAUCACAGAGGUGAAAAGUAUAUCAAUAUAACAGUAAAAAUAUCAAAAAUAAGAGAGGGCGCAUAUAUUAUAUAUACACCGAACAACUUUAAAAAACAACAUACACAGCUCAUUCAAUAUAUGGCACUUGUACCUAUUAACAUACAAUUAUAUCAAAGUCCCAUGUUUAAAGUCACAAUGAUAGUGCAAAAAAUCAGGUAUGGCUGCACUCCUCUUCACAGAAGAUACUGGAAAAAUUGUUUAAUAGAAGAAAGAGAGGGACGCCUCAUGUGUAGAAUCACCAAACCAAAAAAGCCAAAGCUUAUGCACUCGAGCCAAAUUGGUACUCACAUUUAAAAUAAGCACCCCAAUGUGCUAAUGGAAGCAUGUCUGAGGAAACGGCCCUUCGCGUUGCAUUAGAGGGGAUUAUCCCCUUGACCACUACUUGUUGUUAUUUUCUUUUAAUAUUUUAAUUUCAAUUUUUGUUUUCAGUCUUUUAAUAAAAAUGUUUUUUACUAUAACACAAGUAUAGUGGUUUCUACCUUACCUCUCAUUUCCCAGUAUUGUGCUGUUUGUGCAUUUAACCUGUUUUUGGACCAUAUCGUUGGUAACACCUGGAGUGGGUGAGCUGAUACGCCCUAACCUAAAAUGAUCAGUCUGCAUCUACCAGCACAUAGGUUUGCUAAUGGUCAUUGUGAGUACCCAUUUGGCAUAAUUAUCUCCAUUGUUCCAUCUAUUUGGUUGAUCUUCACAUGUGGUUUCCUUUGUUGUCUUGACUCUCCAUUACAGACACACCUGGCGGGGAUAUCCUGGAGUGGGUGUACUGACACCAUAUUAUGUCAGUCUUCUUCCAUUAGCACAUUGGGGCACUUAUUUUAAAUGUGAGUACUAAUUUGACUCGAGUGCGUAAGCUUUGGCUUUUUUGAUUUGGUGAUUCUACACAUGAGGCGCCCCUCUCUUUCUUCUAUUUUAUCAAUAUAACAGUGUUGCAUGUGCAAAACUGGGGAAUAGGUAACAAAGGGAUUAUCUAUAUUUUUAAACAAUAAAAAUUCUGGUGUUGACUGUCCCUUUAAGUCCAUGAAAGAAACAGGCACUUUUGUUUAUUUGCACAUUUAAUUGUUAUGCAAACUAAAUGUAGGGACGUUAACAAUUGUUUUUCUACACUUAAUGCAUCUGUCCUUAUCAGGCCAAUAAAGAUAAGGAGGUUGUGAACCCACCUGUGAACAUUCUUCUUAAAGGGACAGUCUAAAAUAUAAUUUCUUUCCUAAGACAUGGAGAGUCCACAACAUCAUUACAAUUUACUAGUGAGAAUAUCACUCCUGGCCAGCAGAAGGAGGCAUAGAGCACCACAGCAAAGCUGUUAAGUGUCACUCCCCAUCCAUAAUCCCAAAUCAUUCUCUUUGCUUCUGUCAAUGUAGGAGGUGAAGUUUUGGUGUCUGAAGAAAUUAAUUCCUUUUUUGGGUACUUUUCCCUGCAAGCAAGGAUUUGGGUUUAGCUGAGUCCACGUCAAUCUCUUCAGUAGAGUAGUGGUGGCUUUUAAGCAGUUAGAAGGUUGUGAGGUAGUCCUUACUUUGUUUCUUAACAUAUUGCUGCCCUAGUUAUAGAAAGCCAGAGUACGUUACUCUGUUCUUUCUUUUGUCUACAGGUCUCUGUAAUGAGUAUGUGUCCUUUCACGCCUUGUGAGCUGUCUUCCUGACAGCUAGAUUGCAGGUAAGUUUUUUUUUUUUUUUGUCUUCUAGGUACUCGAGACUUGCACAUCAGAAGAUCAUUAAUUCUGCAAUAUUAAUUGGGACAUCAUUUUCCUGUAUUCAGGAUUUGUUUGGGCAGUGAGCAGGCACAAUUGUAUGUGGGGAGACUAGUGGUUAAAUUUCCCUUAUCUAAGGGAUUGUUCCUCUGGGGCUCUUUAUUGUUUAAAUCUUUUAAUUUAUUAAUGUUAUGUAUGUGUGAGAUAGGUAGACUCUCUUGCUAGAUGUCUGGCUUCAGGAGCUUUCUUUACACAUAUAAAUACUUGUUUGACCAGCAAUUUAAAAUGGUCUGUUAAUGUGCUUUGAUGAGACUUUUUCUGUGGAGACCGGGAGCUGCUUGUGUACAGGGGAAAAUCGCUGUUACUAGGCAGUUGGUGGAAAGUGCGCUUUUAGUAUCUGCGCAAUUCCUGUGGUGCCGGUUAUGUGACCCUCAGUUCUUCCGACUAUGGAGCUGAGCAGCAUCACUGAUUCUUGCAGUUUUUGUGUCGGCUGGUGAGAAAUCAUCUGAUAGCAAGUCUCUGUGCAUAUAUUGCUUCUGGAUUGCGAAGGGCACCUCAUCUGGGGUGUAGAGGUCCAGAGAUGUUUUCUUUUCUUUUUGGGUGGUUAAUUAUUAUAACUCUUGGGAUAAUAAGACUACUCUUAAACUUACAGUAGUCGUUUUUUUCAGACUUGCUUACGCCUUUUAAUUUUGGGGAAAAGAAUUUUAAUUUCAAGCUAUGGACAUUUAUAAUCAAAUUGUUUCUUUCAAUAAAUGUUUAUUAUGUCUAGAGGCCCAAAUUGUUUCACCUAUGCGAUUGUGUGCUUAUUGUUUAGCUAGAACGCUAGAGUGUAAAAAUAAAUUGUUGCCCUAUGAGCCCAAUGUCUCUCAGGAGGAUGCUGUUCAGGCAUUGCCACAGCUUGUUCCUCAAACGUCCCAAGCCUCUAUGGUGUCACAUACAGUGCCCUGCAGUUCAUCUCAGCCUCCUGGAGGAGUUUAUUUGCCUUCAAAUUUUGCUGUUCAGGUAUCUUCUGCGGUAUCUACGGCAUUAUCUGCUUUCCCUAUGCUGGGGAAACGCAAGAGGAAAAUUAGACAUUCAGAUAGUAAGGUUUCUGUUCCACCUACUGCUAUGCAGGUUGCCCUGCCUCACAAAUCUGAUGAGGAGGAUAUGUCGGUAGCCUCUGAGGAGGAAAUCUCAGAUUCGGACAGUAUAAUUCCUUUAUCUGAUACUGAAGAAGUAAACUUCAGAUUUAAGCUUGAACACCCUCGUGUACUGCUAAAGGAGGUAUUGGCUACUUUGGACGACUCUGACUCUCCUGUUGUGGUCAACCCUAAAACAUCUAGUAAGCUUAAUAAAUAUUAUGAUGUUCCUUCCUCUGUGGAAGUGUUUCCUGUUCCAGACCGUGUGACGGAGAUUAUUUUGCAGGAAUGGGAGAAGCCAGGGAUAUAUUUUUCCCCAUCUCCAGUCUUUAAAAAGAUGUUUCCUGUUACUGACUCCAUUAAAGAGUCAUGGCUAACGGUGCCUAAAGUAGAAGGGGCUAUUUCUACUCUGGCUAAGAGAGCUAUGAUCCCUAUAGAGGAUAGCUGCUCCUUUAAGGAUCCCAUGGACAAGCUGGAGGCUUAUUUGAAAAAGAUGUAUGUUCAUCAGGGUCUUCAAUGGCAACCUGCAGUUUGUAUUGCCACAGUAGCAAGUGCAGCAUCUUAUUGGUGCAAUGCCUUGUCUGAAUCAAUUUAAGAAGAGGCAACGGGUUGACGAACAAACCCCAUGUACCAGGUUCUUCAUACCCACUAUCGGCAGUUGCUAUAACAAAUGCCCUCCGACAGGGGAAACCCAAAACCCAGGGUGAACUGGCCAAAUGGGAUGACCGGAUGUUCUCUUCUUAGUUCAAAGUGGCGCAAUUUCACCACUACUUUAAUAACCAUAAGGUUGGGGCUUCGCUGUCCAGACAGAAGAUGUUCUUUGAAACUCUUUGCACCACAGAACAUGCACCAAGACACUUAAUCUCACUUCUGUACAGCUUGCUACAGGAAGUAGGGGAGGAACAUCCCUAUGUAGACACAUGACGGAGAGAGUUAGGCUUAGAAAUUGACACCAAAUCCUGGCUGAGAAUCUUUGACACAGCCAAGAAGGCUUCGGUCUCUUCAAGGUUACAGGAAAUGCACUAUAAAUUCCUAAGUCACUGGUACUUGACCCUCCAAAGGCUAAAAAAAAAUAUACCCAAAUACAAAUGGGGAGUGCUGGAGAGGCUGCGGAGAAGAGGGGACCCUCUUGCAUAUCUGGUGGGCGUGCCCCUUGGUACGACCCUUUUGGGAAAGCAUGUUUCUGGAGAGCAGCAGGCUCUUGAACGUUAUUCUACCCCCAGAACUACUUAAUAUACCACAAACUACCCAAAAUAACUGAAGAAGCGAAACAGCGGCUAUUUUUAUUAAUGCUGAAUAGCACCAAAAGCCUCAUCCCAAAACAUUGGAAAUCACAGCAAGUUCCAAGCAUGGCUGAAUGGAAAGCCCAGGUCCGUGAUCUGCUUGGGUUGGAGAGAUACCACUAUUUUAAGAUGGGCAAACUGGCCACUCAUGAAUAUAUGCUGGCGACCUGGGAGGGCAGAGGCCCCUAGAGCUAUCCAGAAUUUGAGGGACUGGUCAUGACAGCACUUGUAGAUUAGCCCCACACACCUACCUCUCCCCUUUUUUUUUUUGUCACCAUCCUCUCCUCCUCCCAUCUUGCUUAAUUCCUUCUCCUUCAUUUCCUUUACUCCUCAGCAGGCAAACAAACCAAGCCUUUAGUGUCUCCUGCUGGAUGUGUUAAUUUAUAGGGGUACACAAUAUUGUUUUAUUAUUGUUCUGUUAUAAAAGGUUUGGCGAGACGCCUAAUGUGUUCAGCAUUCAAGUACUAAACCGCUGUCUGCACAAAAGUGCAGACCUUGAAACAAGCCUGAAAAUAACAAAUGGACUAAUCUUAGUAUCACCAAAAGACUUUAAUAACUUUACGAUUGAUUGAACUGAUGCAGUUGCAGGUGUAAACAUUCUUGAUGUAUUUCUCUCUGUAAACUGUUCUCUAUUUGAUCUCAACUGUCUGAUUACAAUUGUAUAACUUUACUCAAUAAAGCUUGUUUCAAUAAAAAACAAAACAACAAAAAACCUUGUUUGGGCCUGGCCUGGCAGAAAUCAUUUCUGAUAUUACUGGUGGAAAGGGGUCUUUUCUACCGCAAGACAAGAAGAACAGACUCAAAGGACAUCAAAGUAAUUUUCGUUCCUUUUGUAACUUCAAGGGUCAAAAGUCUUCCUCUUCCAAGUCUUCUUGGAAACCUAAUCAGUCUUGGAAGAAGGGGGAAGCAAUCAAAGAAACCCUCAGCUGAGUCUGUCAGCAUGAAGGGUCGGCCCCCGUCCGGGAUUGGAUCAAGUGGGGGGCAGACUUUUCUCUGUUUUAUCAAGCAUGGGUACGAGAUGUCCCAGAUUCUUGGGCUGUGGACAUAGUAUAUAAGGGGUACAAAAUUGAAUUCAAAUCUUGCCCUCCAAGGGGCAGAUUUCACCUCUCAAGACUAUCUGCAGACCAGGUAAAAAGAGGCAUUCUUGAACUGCGUUCAGGAUCUUUUUUCCCUGGGAGUGAUUGUUCUAGUUUCACUAAGGGAUCAGGGUCUAGGAUUUUAUUCAAAUCUGCUUGUGGUUCCCAAAAAAGAGGGAACUUUUCGAUCCAUUUUAGGUACCGUCCUUCAAAAUAGAAACCAUUCGUUCCAUUCUUCCUUUGGUCCAAGAGGGUCAGUUCAUGACGACCAUAGACCUGAAGGACGCGUAUGUUCAUGUUCCCAUCUACAGGGAUCAUCACAAAUUCCUGAGAUUUGCUUUUCUAGUCAAGCACUUUCAGUUUGUGGCUCUUCCGUUUGGCCUUGCCACAGCUCCCAGAAUCUUCUCAAAGGUUCUGGGGGCUCUCUUGGCAGUGAUCAGGUCUCAGGGAAUUGCUGUGGCGCCCUAUCUGGACGACAUAUUGGUUCAGGCACCAUAUUUUCAACAAGCAAACUCUCAUACAACUGGGAGGCAGAUUUUCUGAGCAGACACUUUUCAUCCCAGGGAGUGGACUCUCCAUCCGGAGGUGUUCUCCAGGUUAACCCUCAAGUGGGGGGGUGCCGAGUUGGAUCUGAUCCGCAGGCCUCUCUGAUAGAUGCUCUGGCGGUUCCUUGGGUUUUCGGUCUAGCAUAUCCGUUUCCUCCGUUUGCGCUCCUUCCACGAGUCAUUGCUAGUAUAAAACAGGAGAGAGCGUCUGUAAUUAUAAUAGCUUCUGCAUGGCCUGGCAGGAUCUGGUAUGCAGACCUAGUGAAGAUGUCAUCUCUGCCACCUUGGAGGUUGCCUCUGAGUAAGGACCUUCUAAUUCAGGGUCCUUUCCUCCAUCCAAAUCUCGGUUCUCUGAAGCUGACUGCUUGGAGAUUGAAUGCUUAGUUCUGGCUAAGCGUGGGUUUUCUCAGUCGGUCAUUGAGACCAUACUGCAGGCUCGUAAGCCUGUUACUCGUAAAAUUUACCAUAAGAUAUGGCGUAAAUACCUUUAUUGGUGUGAAUCGAAGAGCUCUUGGAGUAGGGUCAGGAUUCCUAGAAAUUUGUCCUUUCUCCAGGAAGGUCUGGAGAAAGGGUUGUCAGUCAGUUCUCUGAAAGGUCAGAUUUCUGCAUUAUCUAUUCUUUUACAUAAGCGUCUAGCGAAUGUGGUAGAUGUUCAAUCUUUUUCUCAUGCCUUGGUCAGAAUCAGAUCUGUGUUUAAACCUGUUGCUCCUCCUUGAAGCCUUAACCUUGUUCUUAAAGUUUUGCGGCAGGCUCCAUUUGAGCCAAUGCAUUCCAUAGAUUUGGUUGUUAUCUUGGAAGGUUUUGUUUCUUAUUGCUAUUUCUUCUGCUCGGAGAGUUUCAGAACUCUUGGCUUUGCAGUGUGAUUCGCCUUACCUUAUCUUUCAUGUGGAUAAGGCAGUUCUUCGUACUAAAUUGGGUUUUUUACCUAAAGUGGUUUUGGAUAGAAAUAUUAAUCAGGAAAUUCUUGUUCCUUCUCUGUCCUAAUCCAUCUUCUCAUAAGGAAUGUCUGUUGCACAACUUGGAUGUUGUGCAUGCUCUAAAAUUCUACCUACAGACGGCUAAGGAUUCUACCCUGUUUGUUUCUCAGGAAAGCUUAAGGGUCAGAAGGCUACUGCUACUUCUCUUUCCCUCUGGUUGAGAAGUAUAAUUUGUUUUGCUUAUGAGACUGUUGGUCAGCAGCCUCCUGAGAGAAUUACAGCUAAUUCCACUAGGGCUGUCUCCUCUUUUUGGGCUUUCAAAAAUGAAGCUUCUGUGGAACAGAUUUGCAAGGCUGCAACUUGGUACGCUCUGCAUACUUUUUCAAAUUUUCCAAAUGUGAUACUUUUGCCUCGGCUGAGGCCUCUUUUGGGAAAAAGGUUCUUCAAGCAGUGGUGUCUUCUGUUUAGGUCUGCCUGUCUUGUUCUCCCUCCCUAUUAAUUCCGUGUCCUCUAGCUUGGGUAUUGGUUCCCACUAGUAUUUGGAAUUAUGUUGUGGACUCUCCAUAUCUUAGAAAAAGAAAACAAAAUUUAUGCUUACCUUAUAAAUUUAUUUAUUUCCGGACAUGGAGAGUCCACGACCCCACCCUUAAUUAGACAGUUAUUUUUUACUAAACCUCAGGCACCUCUACACCUUUGUGUUAUUCAUUUUUCCAUUUCUCUUCAGUUUAAUGACUGGGGAUUAUGGGUGGGGGUGUGACACUUAACAACUUUGCUGUGGUGCUCUUUGCCUCCUCCUGCUGGCCAGGAGUGAUAUUCCCACUAGUAAUUGGAAUGACGUUGUGGACUCUCCAUGUCCAGAAAGAAAGAAAUGUAUGAGGUAAGCAUACAUUUUGUUUUUUAUUGUUUUAAAAGGCAGAUAAUGCCUUUAUUACCCAUUCCCCAGUUUUGCAUAACCAAUACAGUACACUACACAGUACACUGCGGCCCUAGCAAGAACGGACCUAUAAACAUGUCACUGUUAUUGGUAAACUGUGGCCCUAACAGGGAACAAGCCCAUAAUAAUGUCACUGUCAUAAGCAGUGGUCCCAGCACAUACUCAAUCUACAACCAUGUCCCUAUCAUUAGUGUAUUUUGUCACAAGUCACUAUCUUUAGUACACUUUAGCUCUAGCUCAACCCAUAAACAUAUCACUGCUACUAGCAGACUGAGCAAAUAAACAUAUCGCUGCUACUAGCAGACUGAGCAAAUAAACAUGUCACUGCUACUAGCAGACUGAGCAAAUAAACAUAUCACUAGCUACUAGCAGACUGAGCAAAUAAACAUAUCACUAGCUACUAGCAGACUGAGCAAAUAAACAUAUCACUGCUACUAGCAGACUGAGCAAAUAAACAUAUCACUGCUACUAGCAGACUGAGCAAAUAAACAUGUCACUGCUACUAGCAGACUGAGCAAAUAAACAUAUCACUGCUACUAGCAGACUGAGCAAAUAAACAUAUCACUGCUACUAGCAGACUGAGCAAAUAAACAUAUCACUAGCUACUAGCAGACUGAGCAAAUAAACAUAUCACUAGCUACUAGCAGACUGAGCAAAUACAUAUCACUGCUACUAGAAGACUGAGCAAAUAAACAUAUCACUGCUACUAGCAGACUGAGCAAAUAAACACAUCACUGCUACUAGCAGACUGAGCAAAUAAACAUAUCACUGCUACUAGCAGACUGAGUAAAUAAACAUAUCACUGCUACUAGCAGACUGAGUAAAUAAACAUAUCACUGCUACUAGCAGACUGAGCAAAUAAACAUAUCACCGCUACUAGCAGACUGAGCAAAUAAACAUAUCACCGCUACUAGCAGACUGAGCAAAUAAACAUGUCACCGCUACUAGCAGACUGAGCAAAUAAACAUAUCACCGCUACUAGCAGACUGAGCAAAUAAACAUAUCACCGCUACUAGCAGACUGAGCAAAUAAACAUAUCACCGCUACUAGCAGACUGAGCAAAUAAACAUAUCACCGCUACUAGCAGACUGAGCAAAUAAACAUAUCACUAGCUACUAGCAGACUGAGCAAAUAAACAUGUCACCGCUACUAGCAGACUGAGCAAAUAAACAUGUCACCGCUACUAGCAGACUGAGCAAAUAAACAUAUCACCGCUACUAGCAGACUGAGCAAAUAAACAUAUCACCGCUACUAGCAGACUGAGCAAAUAAACAUAUCACUAGCUACUAGCAGACUGAGCAAAUAAACAUAUCACCGCUACUAGCAGACUGAGCAAAUAAACAUAUCACCGCUACUAGCAGACUGAGCAAAUAAACAUAUCACCGCUACUAGCAGACUGAGCAAAUAAACAUAUCACUGCUACUAGCAGACUGAGCAAAUAAACAUAUCACUAGCAUUGGUACAUAUAAGCUCUAUCAGGGACUGAGCCUUUAACGUCACUGUAGUCUUUUACUCUAGCAGGCACGAGGCCCAUAAAACUUCUCACUGUCAUUAGUAGAAUGUGGCACCAUCAGAGACUCUACUCAUAAUCAUGUCACUGUACAUCCUGGCCCUAGCAGGGAUUGAGCCCAUAAUCAUGUCACUGCAUUAGUACACUUUGGCCCUAUCAGAGAAUGUGCUCCUAAUCAUGUCACUGCAUUAGUACACUUUGGCCCUAUCAGAGAAUGUGCUCCUAAUCAUGUCACUGCAUUAGUACACUUUGGCCCUAUCAGAGAAUGUGCUCCUAAUCAUGUCACUGCUUUAGUACACUUUGGCCCUAUCAGUGGCUGUGGUCCUAAUCAUGUCACUGCAUUAGGACAAUGUGGCCGUAUCAGUGGCUGUGGUCCUAAUCAUGUCACUGCAUUAGGACAAUGUGGCCCUAUCAGUGACUCUGCUCCUAAUCAUGUCACUGCAUUAGGACAAUGUGGCCGUAUCAGUGACUCUGCUCCUAAUCAUGUCACUGCAUUAGGACAAUGUGGCCCUAUCAGUGACUCUGCUCCUAAUCAUGUCACUGCAUUAGGACAAUGUGGCCCUAUCAGUGACUCUGCUCCUAAUCAUGUCACUGCAUUAGGACAAUGUGACACUAUCAAAGAAUGUGCUCCUAAUCAUGUCACUGCAUUAUUAUACUGUGGCCCUAUCAGUGACUCUGCUCCUAAUCAUGUCACUGCAUUAGGACAAUGUGACCCUAUCAAAGAAUGUGCUCCUAAUCAUGUCACUGCAUUAGUAUACUGUGGCCCUAUCAGUUACUCUGCUCCUAAUCAUGUCACUGCAUUAGUAUACUGUGGCCCUAUCAGUGACUCUGCUCCUAAUCAUGUCACUGCAUUAGUACACUGUGACUCGUGCAGGGACUGAGCCUAUAAACAUGUCAUAUUCAUUGGUAGCACAGAAUGGCCCUAGGAGGGACUGAGCCUAUAAACAUGUCAUUGUCAUUAGUACACUGUGACUCGUGCAGGGACUGAGCCUAUAAACAUGUCAUUGUCAUUAGUACACUCUGACUCGUGCAGGGACUGUACCCAUAAACAUGUCACUGUCAUUGCUAGCAUAGAAUGGCCCUAGGAGGGACUGAGCCUUUAAACAUGUCAUUGUCAUUAGUACACUGUGACUCGUGCAGGGACUGUACCCAUAAACAUGUCACUGUCAUUGGUAGCACAGAAUGGCCCUAGGAGUGACAGCCUAUAAACAUGUCAUUGUCAUUAGUACACUGUGACUCGUGCAGGGACUAUACCCAUAAACAUGUAAUUGUCAUUAGUACACUGUGACUCGUGCAAGGACUGUACCCAUAAACAUGUCAUUGUCAGUACACUGUGACUUGUGCAGGGACUAUACCCAUAAACAUGUCAUUAGUACAUUGUAACGCGUGCAGGGACUGAACCCAUAAACAUGUCACUGUCAUUAGUAUACUGUGACUCGUCCAGGGACUGAUCCUAUAAACAUGUCUCUGUCGUUAGUACACUAUGACUCGUGCAGGGACUAUACCCAUAAACAUGUCAUUAGUACACUGUGACUCGAGCAGGGACUGUACCCAUAAACAUGUCAUUGUCAUUAGUAUACUGUGACUCGUGCAGGGACUGUACCCAUAAACCUGUCAUUGUCAUUAGUACACUGACUCGAGCAGGGAUUGUACCCAUAAACAUGUCAAUGUCAUUAGUACACUGACUUGAGCAGGGACUGUACCCAUAAACCUGUCAUUGUCAUUAGUACACUGUGACUCGAGCAGGGACUGUACCCAUAAACAUGUCGAUAUCAUUAGUACACCAUUGCCGUAGCAGAACCUGAGACAAUAGUCAUGUUACUGUGAUUAGGACACCUGAGAACCCUCAAGCCAUUUUACAACUUAUAGUUAACUUGUGCAUCUGUUUAGACUCAAUUUAUAUUGUUACUGACUUCAGGUGGUCACACAGAGGGUAACCUAACUCCUGUAAGAUGCCUUAAUGCAUCCAAGAUUUGAAGUUUGAUACAAACUAUCCCUUUGCUUCUCUCCAAAGGGAAUGGAACACAAGAGAGACUCAUUUUAUACAACAUAUCAGCAGAUUUAUAAUAUCAAGGGGAGGAAUGUGUGUCUUUUUUCUCCACCAGGUGCAUCUAAUCUAUACGAAGAGCCAGAAGGCUGUAGCUAGUGAUGUUUGUACAACCAAAGAACUUUAUUUUGCAGUUCACAAAGAAUAAAAACAUAAUUUGCCAA